AUGAAUCCUCAGAGCACGGAGGAUGCUUGCAGAAACGUUAGAUGCUCCCCAGUGAAGGUGCUUCCCCGGGCUGAGGCCAUUCGCUCUAAGCUGGUCUGCAUGUUCUACCUGGUGGAUCACCUCCAGAGCCUGAGCCAAGCGACCCCCCGACACUACAUCAAGGAUUUCCUUGAUCCCAGGAAGCAGAGGAAGCUGUUGCUCGCUGAUCAUAACCAGCUGGUCCGUUUCAACAUCAGUCCCAUCAGGAAGACCCUCAUCACCCCAGAGAAACACCUGUGUAGCCACAUUGAUGUCCGCAGCAGCCCCUGGCCUCCCCUCGCCCUUUGGGCAUCCUGGCUCCUGCGCAGCAUGGUCUUCAGAAGCUUCAUCAUCUUCCUGAUCUUCCUGAACACAUUUGUCCUGAUGAUAAAGCUGAUGAAGAGGACCAGCAUGAGCCACACCAUAACCACUGCCCUGGAGGUAGCAGUCUGGGUCAUUGCUAUCAUUUUCAUCAUUGAUAUUGCACUGAACUGGCUGGUCAGCUUCAGGGGCUAUUGGAAGAGUGGGUGGAACAUCUUCGACUUCACUAUCACCUUUGUGUCACUCAUCCCCGAGUUCUUGUACCUCUUCCACAUCGCAGAAGAGUCUGUCUCCAAGAGAGUCCGCCGUGUCUUCCGCAUCCUCCGCUCCUUAAAGCUGUUCUGCAGGUUCCAGCAGGUCCGGCGGAUCAUCAUGGCCAUAGCAAAGGCCUUGAAGGCCAUGACCUACAUCCUCCUGUUCCUGCUCGUUUUCUUCUACGUGUUUGCUGUCUCUGGUGUCUUCUUCUUUGAGAACUACACUCACUCGCACUAUGCAGAUCGAAACUACAAGGACUACUUCAGCAGCUUUUCCAAUGCAGUGGUGACUGUCUUCAUCCUCUUCACCAUGGACCACUGGUAUGACCUGCUCCAGGACACCUGGAAGAUCCCCAAUAUGAACAAGUUCAUCAGCGGGACCUACAUCAUCCUCUGGCUGCUGAUCGGGUCCUUCCUCUUCAAGAACAUCAUUGUAGCCAUCAUGGUGAGUAAUUUCCAAACCAUCCGGAGCGAGCAGAUCGAAGAAGUGCAGCAGAUAGAAACCCAGAAACAAGUGGAUUUAUUUAAAAUGCAAAUUAGAGAGAGGAGACACAGCCAGUCCUGCACAGGCCUCAAGAGCUCACCCAGAGGCUCUGCCAGCAGGUUACAGGACCUAGAGGCAGAGCAGGGCAAAAAAGCCCCCUCUGUGUCCAAGAGCUCUGAACUCAAGCUGCCAGCAGAGCAAGUCACGAAGGGCUUCCUGCCCAAGGACUUGGACUGGGAGACAUAUAUCCACGAGAACCUGCAGGGACUGAUUGAUGAAAAUGAAGAUGUACAAGUAGUCUGGCCUCGUGAUUCUCUCUUCCGUUACUUGGAGCUGCUGGAGCAGUUGCAAUAUAACCUGGAGGAUCGCAAGAAGCUGCAGAAGUCUGCUGUCUUGACACUGAUGAACCUGGAGAACAAGUGA
Molecule: messenger RNA, 1500 nt
Organism: Struthio camelus australis
Lineage: Eukaryota; Metazoa; Chordata; Aves; Struthioniformes; Struthionidae
Source: RefSeq, a predicted model, not a curated record